UGCCCCAAGCACAGCGGAUCAUCUUAGUAAAAUCCAGAUCAGAUCAAUUCAGUUUGAGAUCAUCGGCUAAGCCAAGUCAAUCUCCAAAGAAAUCCAAUCUAUACUUUGAUCCAACAGAGCGAGAUGUCCUUUCGCUCGAGAUCACGAACCCAGGCACCGUUGGCCAGUCGCCGGCGUUCCCUGUCCUCCAGUUCUCGGAUGGCUCCCUCGAGUACUACCUCGGGUGCCUAUAACUAUAAUGGAAGUAGCUACAAUGGAUCCAGCAGUAGCUCCGGUCGCCCGCUGAGCACUGGUUACUUUCCAAGCAGCGGAGGCGGGGUUUCCUCCAGUUACCAGAGUCCCUAUGCCAGUGUGUACAGCUCCCGGGAGAGUUUGUAUGGCGGCGGAGGAGCCAGUGCUGGACGCAGUGCCUACGGUAAUCGCUAUGAAUACGGGCAACCAAGUAUCAUCACCACCAUCAUCAUCACCAGCAGCAGCAGCAGUUCACCAGCCACCACUAUUUGAAUCAACAUUCCCAGCCAUCG
This is a messenger RNA of Drosophila serrata, 524 nucleotides long. It is a transcript of the gene Mbs, whose product is annotated as Myosin binding subunit. Gene Ontology annotation, cellular component: cytoplasm. Gene Ontology annotation, molecular function: protein kinase binding; enzyme inhibitor activity; phosphatase regulator activity. Lineage: Eukaryota; Metazoa; Arthropoda; Insecta; Diptera; Drosophilidae. The record is from RefSeq and is a predicted model, not a curated record.